AUGAAUAAUCAAACAUUUAAAUUUGUAAUAUUUAAUAGAUAUCUAUUUAAUAUCAUUGUUGAUUAUGUUUAUUAUAUAAAUCGUUUACAAGUAGCUCAAAAGACACAAGAUGAUACACUACUAUUUGCAAAAGAGAAUAGAAUGAAGUUGGUCUAUGCAGACAAGGAUCAGAGAAAGAUUGACCUAUUCUAUAAACUCAAACAUGAGGGCAAUCCAUUCACACGUGAUUGUUACAUGGUGACAGUCAUCCCAGUCAACAAGUAUCACAAGAGUCGUAGUUGUUUUGGUAUGUCUAGAUGUAACCAAUACACUCUCCAACACCCAUCGUUGGGCACUCGUACCUAUAAAUCGGCACUAUCUGUAAAGUGGUUACUCAAACAUCGUCACGUCGGUCUGCUCCAAGAGAAACUACAUAAAGGGAUGUACCUCGACUUUACCAAACCAAUGUGGGUCAAAUAUGCUACAGCUGAUCGUCUCGGAUCAUGGUCGGAUGAAACCGUCGUUCAAUUAAUCAAAAGAUCGGAAGAGUUUUAUAGACAACAAGACCAAUUACCAAAUAUCAAGAAUGUCAUUAUACUUGGUAUCAUCUUUAAUGAUUCAAGGUUACUCAAUCCAUUAUUGGUACAUUACAAGAGUUCACAAUUGUGGGUUGUCGUAACAAACAAUCCUCAAAAUAUAUUGGGUGCAUUGGCAUCAACCGGUCAAUUGGAACUACUCAAAACGACAAUACAUGAAUGUAAUACAAGAGGUAAGCCAUCUGGAAAUGGCAAGCCAUUUACAUUGUCCAUGUUGACACAAGCUCCCGCUGCUACCGAAAUUGCUCGACUGGGAUAUUUGGCACUAAAGAAUGGUCAGACCGAAGUAUUUAGAUAUUUGUACGAUACCUUUAACCAAGAAUUCACCACUGAAAAGGGUAUCUCUAUUCUAAGUAAACAAGGAGAAGACUUGGUAUCUGCUCUCUUUCUUUGUAAAGACAUUGUAUUGAUGAAAAGAGUUUUAAAAGAUUUGAAAAAAUCAAUUAAUCGUUUUCAACAAUUAUCCUCUCAAUCUUGGUCAAUGUAUAUUCAUGCUGUACUUGAUAAAAUUCUCUUUGUAGAGGAACCAAAUUCAAAGUCAUUGGAUAUUCCAACAAUCAAUCAAACCAAUCAACUUGAAAUAAUUAAAAUCAUUCUUGAAGUUUAUCAAAACAAGAUUGAAUCAACUACAAUAGAAUCUGUUCAAUCAAAAUUAAAAAAGUUUAUAUCAGAAGAUUGGAAAGGAGAGUAUAAAGGAAUGGUUUAUAAUUUCUCUCAACUGUCAGUUUGUUUGGCAAUAUUACAAGUACUAUUGGAGGAAAUGGAAAAAGAUUAUAAAAUUUAUUAUUCACAUGUAAAGGCAAUGGGUCGUAUACUUUCAUUAACCAAUAUGGGUGGUGAAGGUCUAUGUCAAUACCUUUUGACAGUAUUCCCAAGUCGUAUGUUGUUGGAAAGUUCUGCAUGGUCACCAUUCCCAUCAAAUGUCGUCUGUUUUCAUCAACAAUUGGUCGACGAGGGUGUAGCUCCAACCCCAUUAUCAGACUCUGCUCCAGUGACACUAGAAACCUACAAUACUCUUCAAUCAUUAGGAUAUAUUGAUCCAUUAUCAUUAUUUUCAAUUCUAAAACGUCCCAUUAAAUCAUUAGAUUUUGAACUUGUCAAACAAAUCAUCAACGAUAUCCUACUCUAUCAAGUCACUGAAAGACCACAAUAUUUGGUAGUUUUGGCACUUGAAACUUGUAACAUUGAAAUGGUUAAAUGUAUACUACACCCAUUAUACCAACAACAACAAUUACCAAUCACAUUAACACCAACACAUAAUAGUAGAAUUCUAGAUAACCCAACAGUCACCCAUUUCAUUGUAUGCAACUUUAAAUCACUUUCAAAUUGCUUUGAAUGGGAGCACCCAGAAAGAUUUAUACAUUUUGCAAUGUAUUUUACAAAAAUCGAUGUUUUAAAACACUAUCUAGUCGAUUCCCAAACAACAGAACAACAAACCAACGCCUAUAGAACAAAAUAUAAAAACGUAUCAAAUUAUAGAUUUCUUUUGGAUUAUUGUUUCAACUUUUAUUCAACCAAAUUGAUCAAUUUCAACAAUGAUGAAGAUCAACAUUUAUUAUAUCAGCAACAACAAGAUAUAAUUCAUUAUGUUUGUCAAUUUAUUGGUACAUCUCAUUUGGGUGCAGCUGCAUCAAGUAGAUUAGGAUCGGUACUUGGUUCAAUUGGUAGUACAACUUUGGUUGAUACUAUUCAGUCAUAUGCUAGUGCGUUGCCUCUAGUGCCAUCACUGAAUAAAAAUAUUUUAAUCAAGGCAUUUACCAAUGGAAGAUUAGAUCUAAUCAAACAUAUGGAUUUCAAGUAUCAUCUAUCAAAAAUCUUCUCUGUCGAAAAUAUGCAAUUGGCCAUUGCAAAUAAUCAUCAACAUAUUGUAGAUUAUUAUUUAAAGUAUAGAAAUAGUAAUAACAAAAUUAUGGUAGAGGAAACCUCUUCGGCAAACUCUUUAUCAUUUUCAUCAUGUUCAAGUGGAUGUGAUUGGUUUAAUCCAUCAAAUUGGGUUGGUGGCUCAGUCCCAGACUCGACACAAAACGCCGUAAUUGAUUUCUCUACUAGUCUAUUCGAUGCUGCCAUCAUCACUGCCGCUCAACCAAUCAAUGUCGCUCAAUUGACCAUUAUCAACGACAACGUUAGACAACUCUUUAUCGAGUUGCAAGCCGCUGGAAAGGUUGGUGGAUCAAUGUCCAUUACUGGUAAUUCCACCGUUAAUAUUGCCGAUAGUCUUGCCUAUAUUGUAGAUGGUGAUUUGUAUAUUGGUGAUUAUUCAACUCUUGCUCUCCAAACCGACGCUGUCAUUGUCGUCUCUAAUACUACCACUACCACUCCACUCGCCGCUAUUGUCCUCGGUCCAGGGUCACUUAUUACUAUUGAUGGUGUUGCCACCCUUGCCGGUAGUUUCAGUGCCGAUCCAUCAUCUGGUGUUGAACUCAACGAAUACGCCGUCGUCUCUGGUAUCAUCAUGGGAGGUGCUUUCAACUCUGCCAAGAAUGUUACUUUUAUCGGACCAAACAGUGUCGUUGUCGCAUCGAUAAUCUCCAACGGAAACAUCACUCUUGUCAGUGGUGCCAACGUUGCCGUCGACAGUAUCCUCGCUACCGGCACCUAUUACCUCUCUGCUGGAACCAGUCUUGAAAUCUUUGGUACCGACACUUCGUCGACCGUCAUUCAAACUUUGGUUGGUGAAGUUGGUUCAACCUUGUCCGUCUCUGGUGGUGACUCUACCAGCAUUAGAAAUGUCCUCUUUGACGGUACCAUCACCAUCAACGAUGCCCAAUCCGUCUUUGGUGUUGGUCGCAUUAACCAACUCAGUCUCCAAUCAUCCUCUGCUCAAACUCUUUACGUCUCCCUCCAAAACAUCACCGUCGCCACUGUCAACAGUGUCGCCUCUGUCUCUAUCAACUUGGUCUGCAGUGUAUACUGUGAAAUCAACUCUAUUCCAGGUGCCGCUCAAUUGUUUGUCAUUGCCGGUGCCUCUGCCACUCUCAACUUUACCAACUCUCAUAUCAACCUCUACCCAACCUCCAGAGUCAUGGGUUCACCAAACUCUCUCAUCAUCUUGAACAAUACCAUCAUGUCUGCUCCAACCGUCGCCACUGACAACUCUCAAGUCCUUAUCAUCUCUUCCAACAUUACAUCGUCGAUUGUCGGUUCUGAAGAUUCACAAAUCAUCUUUUUAGGUGCUUCGACCGUCAACUAUGUCGAACUCUACAACAGUCAAAUGAACGUCACCAACGGUCCAUUGAUCAUCCAAAAUGAAUUGUCUGCAUGGCAAGGAUCCACCUUGAAUCUUGUCCUCGACACUCUCUCUGAGCGUUCCGAACAAGUCCCAGUCUCUGUCACCAACCAAAUCAUCUUUGACUCUUCCAACAUUGUCGUUUCAAGUUCAUCCAAGGCUUUGCAACCAGGUUUGGUCUACUUUACCCUCUCUUCAUCCGUCACUCUUUCAGUACCAUUUGACAAUUGUACCUUUGUUCCAACUCAACAAAACCAAGAUACUACUUUUAUCGAUACCUAUACCAAUGGUCUUUACUAUUUAACUUUUUCAUUCCAUCAACAAGAAUAA
This is a messenger RNA of Cavenderia fasciculata, 4131 nucleotides long. RefSeq lists its product as uncharacterized. The transcript has 3 exons. Lineage: Eukaryota; Evosea; Eumycetozoa; Acytosteliales; Cavenderiaceae. The record is from RefSeq and is a predicted model, not a curated record. Bases 1 to 4131 code for a protein of 1376 amino acids.